Molecule: messenger RNA, 972 nt
Organism: Adineta ricciae
Lineage: Eukaryota; Metazoa; Rotifera; Eurotatoria; Adinetida; Adinetidae
Source: the annotation of a GenBank genome assembly
AUGUCUACACAAUCGGUCAAUUACGAUCUAAUCAAUACAUUGCAAAUGGCACAAAAGUAUCUCUAUCAAUAUUUUGCUUUUGCUUUAAUGAUUCUCGGUACAAUAGGUUGUAUCUUUAGUUUAUUAGUUUUUACCAAAACAACUUUUCGUAAAAAUCCAUGUUCAUUAUACAUGAUUGCGUAUUAUAUCGGUAACUUAACAGAAAUUUAUACAGUAAUAUUACCAUCAGUAUUAGUAUUUAGUUAUAAUCAAUCUAUUUCCGUCCAAAGUAUACAUGCUUGUCGAUUUAUUUAUUAUAUGGCUGUUGUUUUAAAUUUUUUAUGUCCAUCAUAUUUGAUUUUUGCGUCUAUUGAUCGAAUAUUAAUCACAUCAUCGAAUGCAACAACGAGACGGCGAAGUACUGUUCGCCGUGCUUCUAUUUCUGUAAUAAGUAUAACAUUAUUUUGGUUUUUAUGUGAGGCUCAUGUAUUAGUUUUCACAAAAAUAUUCGAAGUUGUAACAAAUUAUGUUGUUUGUUUUUUUCAAGGUGGAUUAUAUUUAACUGUUUUUAUUUAUUAUUCAACGACAAUAGCUCUACUUAUUCCAUUCAUUUUGGCGAUUUUAGGCUAUUGGGCGAUUAAAAAUAUUCGACAAGUAGGGAAACAUCGAGUUCAUAUUGUUGGAUCGAAUGUUGAAACAUCCGCGCAUAUUAAUCAGCAACAGAUUCAGUCGAAAGAUCGUCAACUUAUUCGAAUCGUUCUUAUGGAUAUUGUCAUUUAUAUUUUAUCAAGUUUUCCACUCGCAAUUGUUUCGAUUUGGCUACAAGCGAUCCAAUAUGAUGUAAAAACCUUAGAACAAUCGCAAAUCAAUAGUUUUAUAAAUAAUAUUUGUGUAUGUAUUGGAUAUAUUCCAUAUUGCAUUGGAUUCUAUAAAAAUUUAUUUACCUCAAAAACAUUUCGAAAUGAAUUCAUGAACAUCUUUCUACGUAAAUAA